Messenger RNA from Otolemur garnettii (small-eared galago), 3342 nucleotides. RefSeq names its product transmembrane protein 132C (gene TMEM132C). Lineage: Eukaryota; Metazoa; Chordata; Mammalia; Primates; Galagidae. The transcript has 10 exons. The record is from RefSeq and is a predicted model, not a curated record.
AUGCGCUCCGAGGGCGCGGCCCCCGGGCCGGCGGCGCCGCUGUGCGGGGCGCUGAGCCUGGUCUUGGGCGCGCUGCUGGGCAAAGUGAUCGAGGGCCGAGGGGUUGCAGACAGCAUUCAGAGAUUCUCCUCGCUGCCACCGUACCUCCCGGUGAGCUAUCACGUCCUCAGAGCAGAGACCUCCUUCUUCCUAAAGGAGACCAGCCAGGACUUGCUGCGGAACUCAAGCCUGCAGUCCCGAGUGGAGUCCUUCUUCAUGUACAAGGCCAAGCAGCCUCCAGUAUUAAAUGCCAGCUAUGGGCCUUUUUCUGUGGAAAAGGUCAUGCCCCUGGACUUAAUGUUGACUUCAAACUUUUUAGAUCCCUCCAAUAAGUUUAGUUUCGACUGGAAACUGAAGGCCCACAUCCUGCGGGACAAGAUCUACAUGAGCAGCCCCAAGGUGCAGGUCCUCUUCCACAUCGUGGGCAGAGACUGGGACGACCACAGCGCUGGGGAGAAGCUGCCCUGCCUCAGGGUCUUCGCUUUCCAAGAGACCAGAGAGGUGAGGGGCAGCUGCCGGCUGAAGGGGGACCUGGGGCUGUGUGUGGCCGAGCUGGGGCUGCUGCCCGGCUGGUUCAGCCCCCCCACGGCAGGUCCCGGGAGGAAGAAGUUGGUGGAGCAGCUGGAAGGGAGUCCCGUGGAGCUAUACUACACGGUGCAGCCUGGGAGUGAGCGAGGGGACUGCGCCGGGAGCGACUUCAGGAAGGGCAAUGCCAUCCGCCCAGGAAAGGAAGGGCUGGGGGAAACCACAGCCCACCUGCAGAGGAUCGGCACUGUGGGCCUCUACCGGGCCCAGGACAGCGCCCAGCUCAGCCAGCUGCGUCUGGACAGCAAUGUGGUCAUCUGGCUGCCAUCCAAGCCAGUCAGACAGGGAGAUGUGGUCACUGCCUAUGUCACUAUCUCCAGCAAUUCCACCGUAGACCUCUUCAUCUUGAGAGCCAAGGUGAAGAAGGGGGUGAACAUCCUGAGUGCUCAGACCAGCGAGCCUCGGCAGUGGGGUAUCCAGCAGGAGCUGGGCAGUGGCGGGAAGCACGUCACUGCCACAGUGAUCUGCCAGCGCCUGGGAUCCAGCGCACGCAACAGAAGCAGCAGCUUAUUCAAUGAGGUUGCGCAGAUGAACUUUGAGAUCGCCAGCUUCAGCAGCCUCUCGGGGACUCAGCCCAUCACGUGGCAGGUGGAAUACCCGCGGAAAGGGACCACAGACAUCGCCGUGUCCGAGAUCUUCAUCAGCCAGAAGGACCUGGUGGGCAUUGUCCCCUUAGCUAUGGACACUGAAAUUCUGAACACUGCCAUCCUCACGGGAAAGACAGUGGCCAUGCCCAUCAAGGUGGUCUCUGUGGAAGAGAACAGUGCAGUCACAGACAUCUCAGAGUCGGUGGAGUGCAAGUCCACAGACGAGGACGUCAUCAAAGUGUCAGACCGCUGUGACUAUGUCUUUGUCAAUGGCAAAGAGAUAAAAGGCAAGAUGGACGCAGUGGUGAACUUCACGUACCAGUACCUGAGCGCCCCCCUGCACAUCACCGUGUGGGUGCCGCGGCUGCCCCUGCAGAUCGAGGUCUCAGACACAGAGCUAAGCCAGAUUAAGGGCUGGAGGGUCCCCAUUGUGGCCAGUAAGAGGUCCACUCGAGAGAGCGAGGAUGAGGAUGAGGAGGACCGGCGUGGCCGGGGCUGUGCCCUCCAGUACCAGCAUGCCACCGUGCGGGUCCUCACCCAGUUUGUGUCUGAGGGGGCCGGCCCAUGGGGCCAGCCAAGCCACUUGCUGAGCCCUGACUGGCAGUUUGACAUCACCCACCUGGUUGCAGACUUCAUGAAGCUGGAGGAACCACACGUGGCUAUACUCCAGGGCAGCAGGGUCCUGGCUGGGCGUGAGGUCGGGAUGACAACCAUUCAGGUAUUGUCCCCACUGUCUGACUCCAUUCUGGCAGAGAAGACGGUGACCGUGCUAGAUGACAAAGUGUCAGUGACAGACUUGGCCAUCCAGCUCGUAGCUGGGCUGUCUGUUACCCUCCACCCCACUUCAGAAAACAGCAAGGUCAUCACAGCUGUUACCACAGCUGAGGAGCUGCUGCGGUCCCCUAAACAGGAGGCCGUGGUCAGCACUUGGCUGCAGUUCAGCGAUGGCUCCGUGACUCCCCUGGACAUCUACGACACCAAGGACUUCUCCCUGGCAGCCACUUCCCAAGAUGAGGCCAUCGUGUCUGUGCCCCAGGCCCGCUCCCCCAGGUGGCCCGUAGUGGUGGCAGAAGGGGAGGGCCAGGGGCCACUGGUCCGAGUGGACAUGACAAUCGCAGAGGCCUGCCAGAAAUCCAAACGCAAGAGUGUCCUGGCCGUGGGCAUUGGCAACAUCAGGGUCAAGUUUGGGCAGAAUGAUGCUGACUCUGGCCCUGGGGGGGAUUACGAGGAAGAUGAGAUCAAAAACCACGCCAGUGAGCGCAGGCAGAAGGGGCAGGAUCAGGAGCGCACAGGCCAGGACGGACACUUCUACGGCAGCUCUUCCAUGGGGCGCGAGGAAGGGGCUCUGCGAAGGGUCACGACCACAGCCAAGUCGCCCCUGGACAACAAAGUGGUGAAGAACAGCCGGGUGGACGGGGGCAGGCUGUCUGGAGAGGGGCAACUGCAGAACAUCCCCAUAGACUUCACCAACUUCCCCGCCCACGUGGACCUCCCCAAGGCGAACGCUGGGCUGGAGGAGAACGACCUGGUGCAGACGCCCCGGGGCCUGAGCGACCUGGAGAUCGGCAUGUACGCCCUCCUGGGGGUCUUCUGCCUGGCCAUCCUAGUCUUCCUGAUCAACUGUGCCACCUUCGCCCUCAAGUACAGGCACAAGCAAGUGCCCCUGGAAGGCCAGACCGCUGUGCCCCAUUCUCACGACUGGGUGUGGCUGGGCAACGAGGCCGAGCUGCUGGAGAACGCGGGGGACACGCCGCCUGCCCAGCACGAACACACGACCGUCAUCGACCGCGGCCUGGGCGCCUGCGAGGAGAGCAGCCAGCUGCUCCUGAAUGGCAGCUCGCAAAAGCACGUGCAGAGCCAGAUCCACAGGGCGGCCGAGGCCGGGGGGAAGCAGGGCCGGGAACAGAAGCAGGAGCCCCUGCACUCGCCCACCUCCAAGAGGAAGAAGGUGAAGUUCACCACCUUCACCACCAUCCCCCCGGACGACAGCUGCCCCACCGUGAACUCCAUCGUGGGCAGCAACGACGAGGACAUUAAGUGGGUGUGCUGAGACGUGGGCGUGGGCUGGGCGUCCCAAGGACUCAGGGCUCGUCUGGAGAGAGUCCCAAUUCGUUUCCACUCUGUAAAUUAG